Molecule: messenger RNA, 1955 nt
Organism: Capsella rubella
Lineage: Eukaryota; Viridiplantae; Streptophyta; Magnoliopsida; Brassicales; Brassicaceae
Product: pentatricopeptide repeat-containing protein At5g04780, mitochondrial
Exons: 1
Coding region: 1-1911 (636 amino acids)
Biological process (GO): RNA modification
Molecular function (GO): protein binding; zinc ion binding; RNA binding
Source: RefSeq, a predicted model, not a curated record
AUGCUGUCUCUUUCGCUACUGAGGAAGAACAUACUUGGUUUCAAUGUGAACUUCUUGAUCCGAUGCAAGAUCUUACCCAGAAGAUGCCAUACGACUUCUCUCUCCCGAAACAUCUGCGUAUGUGCCACUUAUGAGCAGGAGGAAGAAGUAUCACGGGAACGAUAUAAUGAUGAGUUUUCAAAUCGUAACGUGGUUCACCAAAUCUUGCAGCUUUGUGCUAGAAACGGAGCAGUUAUGGAAGCAAAAGCUUGCCACGGGAGGAUUAUUCGUAUCGAUUUGCAGGGAGAUGUUACUCUGUUGAAUAUUCUUAUUAAUGCUUAUUCCAAGUGUGGUUUUGUGGCUCUUGCUCGCCAAGUGUUUGAUGGAAUGCUUGAAAGAAGCUUGGUUUCUUGGAACACAAUGAUUGGUUUGUAUACUCGGAACAGAAUGGAGUCAGAAGCAUUGGAUAUUUUCUUGGAGAUGCGCGAUGAAGGGUUUAAGUUUAGCGAAUUCACAAUCUCCAGUGUUCUUUCUGCUUGUGGGGCAAGUUGUGAUGCCUUGGAAUGCAAAAAGUUGCAUUGUUUGUCAGUGAAGACAUCUCUUGAAUUAAAUUUGUACGUUGGUACUGCAUUGGUUGAUCUUUAUGCAAAGUGCGGGCUGAUCAAGGACGCUGUGCAGGUUUUCGAGUCUAUGCAGGACAAGAGUUCAGUUACAUGGAGUUCUAUGGUGGCAGGUUAUGUUCAAAACAAGAAUUAUGAAGAGGCUCUCCUUCUUUAUCGUCGUGUCCUGAGAAUGAGUUUAGAGCAGAAUCAGUUUACGUUAUCUUCAGUUAUUUGCGCUUGUUCAAAUCUGGCAGCAUUAAUAGAAGGGAAACAGAUGCAUGCUGUUAUACAUAAGUCUGGGUUUGGUUUUAAUAUCUUUGUGGCAUCCGCUGCAGUCGAUAUGUAUGCAAAAUGCGGAAGCUUGAAAGAGGCCUAUAUUAUUUUUUCAGACGUGAAAGAGAAAAAUAUUGAGCUUUGGAACACGAUCAUCUCGGGGUUUGCAAAACAUGCUCGUCCUAAGGAAGUGAUGAUCUUGUUUGGCAAAAUGCAGCAAGAUGGAAUGCACCCGAAUGAGGUUACUUUUAGUUCUUUGUUAUCGGUUUGUGGUCACACGGGUUUGGUCGAGCAAGGAAGGAGAGUUUUCAAACUCAUGAGAACCACAUACAGUCUAUCGCCAAAUGUGGUUCAUUACUCCUGUAUGGUUGAUAUUCUAGGUCGCGCUGGGCUACUGUCUGAAGCGUAUGAGUUGAUAAAGUCUAUUUCUUUGGAUCCUACUCCUUCAAUUUGGGGUUCUCUUCUUGCUUCUUGUAGAGUCUACAAAAAUCUUGAGCUGGCAGAAGUUGCAGCCAAGAAACUAUUCGAAUUAGAACCAGAAAAUGCCGGUAAUCAUGUCUUAUUAUCCAAUAUUUACGCGGCAAACAAACAGUGGGAGGAAAUCGCCAAAUCAAGGAAGCUUCUCAGGGACUGCAACGUGAAAAAAGUAAGAGGAAAAAGUUGGAUUGAAAUUAAGGACAUGGUCCACACUUUCAGCGUGGCAGAAAGCGGUCAUCCGAGAACCCGUGAGAUCAGUUCAACGUUAGAGAAUCUGGUAAUUGAAUUGAGAAAGUUUGGAUAUAAACCAAUCAUAGAACACGAACUGCACGAUGUGGAGAUAGGUAAGAAAGAGGAGCUUUUGAUGCAGCAUAGUGAGAAGCUGGCUUUGGUUUUUGGUUUAAUGUGUUUGCCAGAAGGUUCCACUGUGAGGAUCAUGAAGAAUCUGAGAAUAUGUGUGGACUGCCAUGAAUUCAUGAAGGCUUCAUCAAUGGCCACAGGAAGAUUUAUUAUUGUUAGAGAUGUUAAUAGAUUUCACCAUUUCAGUGAUGGUCAUUGUUCUUGUAGAGGAUUUUGGUGACAAACUCUGUUUUUUUGGAAGGACUCACUCAUAAAUAAUAUGAA